Molecule: messenger RNA, 484 nt
Organism: Archocentrus centrarchus (flier cichlid)
Lineage: Eukaryota; Metazoa; Chordata; Actinopteri; Cichliformes; Cichlidae
Gene: smdt1b
Product: single-pass membrane protein with aspartate-rich tail 1b
Exons: 3
Coding region: 41-340 (99 amino acids)
Biological process (GO): mitochondrial calcium ion homeostasis; calcium import into the mitochondrion
Cellular component (GO): uniplex complex
Source: RefSeq, a predicted model, not a curated record
CCCAUAGAAACCGUCCACUGCCGUCACAAAUACAGGAAAAAUGGCGCUGAGUAUAUUGCGGAUCCCACUGCGACUUUCCACUAGAAAUACGGGGAUAAUGACCCGUAACACCAGCUUGAAAACAUCAAACAUAACCAGGACGACUCAAAGCAGGACCGCAGUAUCCACGCCGUCUGGAGCAAUUCUGCCGAAGCCGGAAAAAACACCCUUUGGUCUCAUCCGCAUGACAUUAGUGGUGGUGCCUUUCCUUUAUGUGGGAAAUCUGAUUAGCAAGAACUUUGCUGCUCUCCUGGAGGAGCAUGACAUCUUUGUCCCUGAAGAUGACGAUGAUGACGAUUGAGUUAACUCUGGAAAAUAAAUGAGCAAUAUUGCCUGAAAGGAUACCAGUUGGCACAAGGAAAAUGGGAAAGAUGGGGCACUUUGUCUUCCAAAUAAAUCCCUCUGUCUGCGCCACCCCCCCCCCCCCCCCCCCCCCCCCCCCCCC